GACGAGUUCACGGAAGUGGUCGGGCGCUUGGGUGAGGAGGCUGCGAUGCAAGCGCUGAAGAAUCAAGGCUUUGAUGUGAUCUGGGCCAAUGGAGUGAACGAGACAGGCCUGCCCUUCGACCUCCUCGUCCGCCCUGCGGGUGGUCGUUUGCCCUGGCCACCAGCACUGGCAGCCCUGUCGCAGCACAAAGGCGCGCAGCCCAAGGCGCAUUCCCUGCGAGAGAUCGAGGCAGCAUUGGCGAGAUCACCGGAGGUGGCUGUGGUGGAGGUCAAGGCAAGCUUAGCCGCUGCACGAGGC
Symbiodinium sp. CCMP2592 is the source of this 297-nucleotide messenger RNA. The record is from the annotation of a GenBank genome assembly. Lineage: Eukaryota; Dinophyceae; Suessiales; Symbiodiniaceae.